UAUGUGCAGUUUCUUUCUGCACGUCACGACAUUUUCAUAAUCAAAAACCUCCGCCGACAGCAGUCGGCACAAUGCGUUCAUCGCGACAUACUGCGGUGGAGCUGACAGGAAGCGCUGCAGCGUCCGGAGGCUGCGGAGUAUCGCUUGUUCAGAAGGCGCAAGCCGAGGAGGGGUAGAGGAGAUCAGGGGAACUUUGUUUUCUUGUCUGCCUGAUUUGAAAUGGAAGUCAAAUACAACCUAAAGAGUCCAGCUGUGAAGCGGUUGAUGAAGGAGGCAGCUGAGCUCAGGGACCCAACAGAACACUAUCACGCACAGCCGUUAGAGGAUAACCUCUUCGAGUGGCACUUCACAGUCCGCGGCCCUCCCGAUUCUGAUUUUGACGGCGGUGUCUAUCAUGGCAGAGUUGUGCUUCCUCCUGACUAUCCGAUGAAACCUCCCAGCAUUAUACUGCUCACACAUACUGUGGAUCAUGUUGAAGCCCGAAGGAGAAUGUGUAGCGAUCCACCUCCCUUCCUUAAGACCCAACUUGCCAAAGCUUUGAGAUUUAAACAGCCAAACGGGAGAUUUGAAGCUGGUAAGAAGAUCUGUUUAAGCAUCUCUGGACAUCACCCUGAGACCUGGCAGCCCUCCUGGAGCAUAAGAACUGCACUAAUAGCUAUAAUCGGAUUCAUGCCAACAAAAGGAGAGGGUGCAAUAGGAUCUCUAGAUUACACUCCCGAAGAACGGAAAGCCCUCGCCAGAAAGUCCCAAGACUUCUGCUGUGAGGUGUGUGGAGGCAGCAUGCGGUCUGCUUUGCUGCCUGUGACCUGCAACAGCAACCCAAGCAACAAUGACAGGGAGGCCAAAGAGCUUGCAAGACAGAUCAGCUUUAAGGAGGAAUCGAGUUCUUCCAGUAAAGCAGCCCAGAAGCAGGUACUGGUCAGCCCAGUGAGCUCAGAGCUGUCUGGAGAGCAGGCGUCUUCAUCCGGGACCCAGACAGAAAAUCCUGAGUCCCCUGAAGUGGCUGACUCCCAAACCAGCCCCCAGAGCAGUCCCAGGGAAGAGACUCCCCAGCCCAGGCCUCUGAACAGACCUCUGAGCCCUCGCCAACGCCGUGCACAGCAGCAGAGCCAGCAGCCUCGGAGGCCAGCCUCCCCAACCUACCCACAGCUCCAGCGCCAGCCUGAGGGCUCCAGCCACGUGGGGCUGGCUGUUCUCAUAGUGGUUCUGACUUUAGCGCUUGCUACCCUCAUCUUCCGAAGGAUCUACCUGGCCAGCGAGUACAAGUUUGACUACGAACUGUAAUGCUCUUUCUUGCUUCAUCUGACCUCAUACUGGAGACAUCAGCCAGCCUGUAAUCCUGUAGACUGCUGUAUAGUAUCACAGUCAGUUUAUGAAAGGCUGUUCUUUUUUAGCUUGAUUUUUUUAUUUUAUUUUAUAAAUACAUGUCAAAAAAUGGUUUUAACCUUAAAAAGGACAAUUUUGUUUUUCGCUACACUUUGCUUAUAGUAUACAACCAGUUCUUUAAACAAAGAGUGGUAGAACAGCUGUAAACCAUGCAUUCCCUAAUUAUGGCAAACCUAUAUUAACUAUGUAAACAGAGUGCUUCCUAAGAAAUAUCAGAAUAUUUAUUAUGAUAAAUAUCAGUAUAUAUGAUGUGAUAUGGGUUGUCAAUGCUUUUAAAGUUGCUUUUUUAUUUUAUAUGUCUAUGUCUAGAUGUAUUUAACCACCUCAAUGCUACAUAAUGUCUUGCUCACGGUCUGCAGUACAAAAAAAGCUUUACAGUGUUUACAGUUACUUGAACCAAGCGUUUGGCUGCCAGUAAACCCCAAGAAAUUAGUUGAAAGAUUUCAGACACAUGUAUUGCACAUCUCUUAACAAAAGGAACAUGAGAAAUCUCAUCUGUCUUUUACAAUAAUAAUAUAUAGGGUAGCUGUGAAAUUGUUCUUGUGUAUUUGUGGUGCGGGAGUAAGAUAGUAGUAGUAGUUUUCAUAAUAAAUAGCACCUGGAAGCAAAAUCCAACCAAUAUUUUAAAUCCAAACCUACUGCAAGAACAAGUCUAAAUUAUUAAAUACAGAGUUUAUCUAGGUUGAUUUUGUUCUCUUAUAAAAAAUAUUUCAUUGAUGUGUUAAGAGAUAAAGGAUUUACUAUGAGCACACAUGCACGCACUAGACACAAGGAAUGUUUAGUCAAUAGUAGUAUUUUAUUAAGUACACAAAUAUUAAACAAAAAUCAGAAAAGUCAGAGUAAAUCUUAGUUUGUAAGCACAAAACACAAGUCAGUGCUCUCACCCUGCAUACAAGCAGCUAGCAGGGCCAGUGAAAUAUGACAGUGCUUAUAUACACACACACACACACACACACAGCCUAAUACUGAAUUGGUGCUGGCAAUCUUGGAAUGUAUCACAUUAAGCUCACUAAUGGUAUAUAGAUUAAGGAUAUAACAAGUUUACUUUUAAAAGGAGUUCUUCAUACGACAAUAUGAGAUAGAUUACUUAUAGUUACUUCCUCAAAUUUCACUAAAAGUAGUGUGCUAACUAAAUAAUUAACAGUUCAAUUCUAUGAGAAUGUGUUACAAUUCAUUUCAUGAAAGGAAAAUGCACUGGAAUUAUACUCAACGGUCCCUUGAAGCUUAGACUUUUGUCAACUGGGUUGGAAACUCAAUCUUUUGAAGUGUCCAGUAUAAAAGGCUCUCCACUCAGCAAAAAAGUCUUCAAUCCCCAGUAAGAUCCAGAAACUCAGCAACAAAGUCAAACAAAACCCCGCUAAGAUCAACAAACAGCUGCAACAAAGUCUUCAAUUCUGAUAGGAUCCGCACCAGCGCCCGUCCACUCUGUCCUCUUCGCUGAAUCUUUAGCUACGCAGGUAGCAGCGCAGUUUAUCCAGACUCGUUUGUCUGAUAAGUGUUAAGUUUUAUGGCAGUCCUCUAGCUGAGUCCUGGAGUUGCCCCUUUGUUUAGCAGAGCUACAGCACCUAGUUAGCAAACAAUGUGGAAGGAAAGGUGUUCAGUUUUGCUUGGAUAUUGUCUUUUCACUCUGCUGAGUGCUACUUUCAUGAGGUCACUUGUGUAUCUCGCCUCUUUAAAACUCAGUCCUUUGAUGUUUUAAUGUAUUUCAUCUCGGGAUAUGGAUGCUUUAUGUCUUGCUUGAGUCAAACCGCUUGUUGUUGGUGUUGUGAAUUAUCUGUACAUAAUUCAACUGUCCUUUCAGCCUCGUCCAGUCCAGACGCCACCUCACCCUGGUCACCUAGUUCAGUGGUCACGCAGUUCAGUAUGUCUACUAGGAAAGGGGCCGUUCAUGACACAGAGAUUUCAAUACUUAGUCCAGCUAUAUUUCUAAUACACGUUCGGGUAUUGGUAUCGUAUUCAGGGAAUAUGCACCACAAUACACUUAAGUAAAACUGUUCCCUCAGAAAAAAAUCAGGUUACAGUACUCAUAUUUUGUUAUUUUUAUUUUAUUUAUUUAAACAUUGAAACAAAAUAAGUGCCCUUGAGUUAAAUCUCUGAAGUAAUAUUCUUGUUUGUACAACUUACUUCUGCACACAUGUUAAAAAUGAAAUGCUUUCACUACUCAAUGGUCAGCUUACCUCAAUCAAGCACAAUGUAUCAGGCCUGCCAGGGUAUAUGGGGUCUACAAGGUGUUGGAGGUUUUUCUGAGUUACGGUAUUGGCAACCAUCUCCAGCAACUCAAACCAAGUGCAUAAUGAUAGAGCUGAAUUUAAUUCCU
Molecule: messenger RNA, 3703 nt
Organism: Polyodon spathula (Mississippi paddlefish)
Lineage: Eukaryota; Metazoa; Chordata; Actinopteri; Acipenseriformes; Polyodontidae
Gene: ube2j1
Product: ubiquitin-conjugating enzyme E2, J1
Exons: 9
Coding region: 220-1284 (354 amino acids)
Source: RefSeq, a predicted model, not a curated record